UUGGAGGCAGAAAUGGCACAACAUCUGCGUCACACAUCAGUAAUGGAAUCAAAUGCACAUUUAAACCUGAUUUUACUGGGGACAGCACAAUCUGGAAAGAGUGCGUCAGGAAACACAAUACUGGGACGACAAGCUUUUGUGACAAAUGAAAGGCACUAUUCAGUCAGACAAGAUGUUGCUGUUGUAUCCGAGACCGUCUUUGGGAUUCCAGUCACUGUUCAUGACACACCAGGGUUAUAUGAGAGUCAGAUCAGUGAUCAUCAGAUGCCACUCCAAUAUAAGAGUUUUUUCCAGAAGUGUGAAUCUGGUUCCUGUGUGUUUCUGCUGGUCAUCAAAGCCGACAGAAUCACUGCAGAAGAGAGAAGAAUUGUGGAGAAGAUUGAGAGAGAAGGAGGGACACUGCCCAGACGGAUCACAACGGUCACAACCUUCACUCUUGAUCUUGAUGUCAUUAACCAUUCAACUAGAAGGAUUGUUCUUCUGGGUAAAACUGGUUGUGGCAAGAGUGCAUCUGGAAACACAAUACUGGGACAGAACGUGUUUAAAUCUGAGAUUAACUUAAAUUCAGUAACCCGUCAAUGUUCAGUGAAUCAUGCCACUUUUUCAGGAAGAUAUGUGUCUAUAGUUGAUACUCCUGGAUUUUUUGACACACGAGAUGAGGUGAACACAGAUGAGCAGGUAAAGAAAGAGAUAGCGAGAAGUGUUUAUUUGUCCAGUCCUGGACCUCACGCUUUUCUAAUUGUUCUGCCUGCAACUGACAGAUUCACUGAACAUGAGCAGCAGAUUCCUCAAAUGAUUGAGAUGAUGUUUGGUCAGGAGGUGUUAAAAUACUCCAUCAUUCUCUUCACUCAUGGAGAUCAGCUGAAAGGAAAGUCCAUUGAGGAUCUCAUUAAGGGGAACAGUCGAAUGAGACAUCUAGUUCAAGAGUGUGGAGACAGAUUUCAUGUCUUUGACAAUGAAGAUCAGAAUAACAGAGAGCAGGUGAAUGAUCUGCUGAAGAAGAUUGACACAAUGAUAGAGCAGAAUGAUGGAUACUACAGUAAUCAGAUGUAUGAAGAUGCUCUGAGAUACAGACAAGAGGAAGAAAAGAGGAGAAAGAGAGAGGAAGAGAAGAGAAAGGUGGAGAAUAAAAGAGUCAGUGUCCAGAAUAACAAAGCAGAGAAUGAAGCUCAAAUACUUAACGCAGAGAGAGAGAGGAAGAAUGGAGAAAACAACAAAUAGAGAUUGAAAGAGUCAGAAUCCAAAUACAGAAUAUGAGAACAGAGUAUGAAGCUCAGAGAUCUGAAAUGGAAAGACUUAAAGCAGAGAGACAGAGAGCAGAAGAAUGGAGAAAACAACAGGAGAGCAGAGCACAAAGUAACCCUGAAUUUGAAGAAUUUUAUAGGCAGUAUGAGCGAAGGUUCAUUUUUUCAGCUAUUAUAUCUGGUACGAAGCAUAGUGGUAUUGGUGCAGUUGUUGGUGGUGCUCUUGGUGCAGCUCUUGGAGCUAUUGGUGGACCUGCUGGUGUAGUUGUUGGUGCAGUUGUUGGUGGAGCUGCUGGGGCAGCUAUUGGUGGAGCUGUUGGUACAA
Molecule: messenger RNA, 1569 nt
Organism: Carassius carassius (crucian carp)
Lineage: Eukaryota; Metazoa; Chordata; Actinopteri; Cypriniformes; Cyprinidae
Product: GTPase IMAP family member 7-like
Exons: 3
Coding region: 13-1221 (402 amino acids)
Molecular function (GO): GTP binding
Source: RefSeq, a predicted model, not a curated record